UACACGAGGGUGCGUCUCCGGUUAGGCUAAUCUACACAACAUGGGCGGGUGCACAUCGAAGGAUACCACCUCGGCCGACGAUAAAAAGGAAAGCAAUAACAUGGUCGACCAAGCAGUAUUGGAUAAAUUGGAAGCUGGCUAUGCCAAGCUUGCCGCUUCCGAUAGCAAAUCGUUAUUGAAGAAACAUUUAACGAAAGAAGUAUUCGAUCAACUUAAAACGAAAAAAACAUCUUUUGGUUCAACCCUAUUGGAUGUGAUCCAAUCUGGAUUAGAGAAUCAUGAUUCUGGCGUUGGUAUUUAUGCUCCUGACGCCGAAGCCUACACCGUUUUUGCUGAUCUCUUUGAUCCCAUCAUUGAUGAUUAUCAUGGCGGUUUUAAAAAAACCGAUAAACAUCCUCCCAAGGAUUUUGGAGAUGUUGAUUCUUUGGGAAAUCUUGACCCGGCUGGUGAAUUCAUUGUUUCCACCCGUGUCAGAUGUGGACGUUCAUUGGACGGUUAUCCCUUCAAUCCUUGCUUAACUGAAGCUCAAUACAAAGAAAUGGAAGAGAAAGUAUCCAGCACUCUAUCUGGUUUGGAAGGCGAAUUGAAAGGAACUUUCUAUCCAUUAACCGGCAUGAGCAAAGAAGUCCAACAGAAAUUGAUUGAUGAUCAUUUCCUUUUCAAAGAGGGUGAUCGUUUCCUUCAAACUGCCAACGCGUGCCGUUUCUGGCCAACCGGUCGUGGUAUUUUCCACAACGAUGCUAAGACCUUCCUCGUAUGGUGUAACGAAGAAGAUCAUCUUCGUAUUAUCUCCAUGCAAAUGGGUGGUGAUCUUGGACAGGUAUAUAGACGUCUCGUAACUGCCGUUAACGACAUCGAGAAACGACUUCCAUUUUCCCAUAACGAUCGUUUCGGCUUCUUAACAUUCUGCCCAACGAAUCUUGGUACAACGGUUCGUGCAUCCGUACACAUCAAAGUACCCAAGUUGGCAGCCAACAAGGAAAAACUUGAAUCUGUAGCUGCCCAAUACAAUCUUCAAGUACGUGGUACUCGCGGUGAACACACUGAAGCCGAGGGUGGAAUUUAUGAUAUUUCCAACAAGCGUCGUCUUGGUUUGACUGAAUACCAGGCUGUUAAGGAGAUGCACGAUGGUAUUGCCGAAUUGAUCAAGAUUGAGAAGGAACUUUAAAUGAAUAAUUCAAAUCAAUACAAAAAGUAUAAAAAAAAAAAAAA
Messenger RNA from Polistes canadensis, 1212 nucleotides. It is a transcript of the gene Argk1, whose product is annotated as arginine kinase. NCBI's taxonomy places the organism in Eukaryota, Metazoa, Arthropoda, Insecta, Hymenoptera, Vespidae. Bases 41 to 1168 code for a protein of 375 amino acids. The record is from RefSeq and is a predicted model, not a curated record. The transcript is spliced from 4 exons. Gene Ontology annotation, molecular function: creatine kinase activity. Gene Ontology annotation, biological process: phosphocreatine biosynthetic process.